Messenger RNA from Sander lucioperca (pikeperch), 1575 nucleotides. It is a transcript of the gene kng1, whose product is annotated as kininogen 1. The transcript has 9 exons. Gene Ontology annotation, biological process: negative regulation of endopeptidase activity; positive regulation of cytosolic calcium ion concentration; negative regulation of blood coagulation. Lineage: Eukaryota; Metazoa; Chordata; Actinopteri; Perciformes; Percidae. Gene Ontology annotation, cellular component: extracellular region; blood microparticle. The coding region runs from base 195 to 1328 and encodes 377 amino acids. The record is from RefSeq and is a predicted model, not a curated record. Gene Ontology annotation, molecular function: cysteine-type endopeptidase inhibitor activity.
UGUGUAUGUGUCCAUCAGUGUGUCAUCAUCUUUCUUAGGAUUCCCACCCACAGUUUCAGGAGAACUUCACUCAGACGUCCAUCCCUGUGUGGAGUGGAGUCAAUUCUUUUUUCUCUUUAAGCCCGGCAGGAUCAGCAGCAGGCCUCCACCGUCAGAAACUCAGAACAGAGCUAAACAUUCAUCAGGAUUAGACGAUGAGGAGCAGAGUGGGGCUGUAUGUGCUGGGCCUGCUGUGCCUCCACAGCUCAGUCUUUGGACAGGAGGUGUUGGACGUCCAGCCCGGCAUCCUGAUCUUCUGUGACGACCCAUCUGUGAAGAUAGCCGUCAACAGCGCUGUGAGCAAGUUCAACAAGAGGCUGAGCACUGGAUACAAGCUGGCCCUCUUCCAGAUACUUACAGCCAGCAAGUCAAAGAAUGGCUCAGACUCGGUGUACUCACUGCAGUUCACCAGCAGGAGGAGUGACUGUCCAGCUGGGAGCGGCAAACCCUGGACAGAAUGCAACUAUCUGCCUAAUAGACGCAAGGAGCCAAUUUCAUGCAAUGCCACAGUCUACAUGACAGACCACUUAGCAGACACUAAACAGGUGGAUUGCCUGCUCGACGAUUACAUUAUUCCAGUGAGAGCUACCUGUUUGGGCUGUCCUCAGCAGAUUGAUCCCUACUCAGAGGACCUUAAGGUUCCUCUUUCCAUCUCCAUCUCCAAGUAUAACUCCUUGUCCAACUCUACUCACCUGUUCGCCCUGCACAGUGUCGGCCACGCCACCAGACAGGUGGUCGCAGGCUUCAGAUUCAAGCUGAGGUUUGAUAUGAAGAAGACCACCUGCCCCAAGGACGAACACAAAGACCUCAACGAUCUGUGUGUCCCAGAUGAAGAGAAUUUGGAGUUUGCUAACUGUAACUCUACAGUGGAUGUAGCACCAUGGAGAUUUGAGGUCCCACAGGCACAGAUAGUAUGUGAACCAGGGAUAAUGCCUACCACGUUUAUCACCAGGCGCCGCCCUCCUGGCUGGUCUCCACUCAGGAACUUUCUAUAUGAUGUUCAAUCUCCAGCUCAAUCUCCAUCUCCAACCACACUACCCCUGACUAAGGCUUCAGCCAAAGAAGAAUCUUCUGAGGAGGACACCACAGUCUCCAAACCUUCCAUCUCCCCUGACGUGGCCGCAGAACCUGUGAUUGACAGCCCCUUCUACUGCCCGUCCAAGCCUUGGAAACCUUUCAAUGAGGCCAAUCCUGCGAUGCCUGCAGCUCCUACGAAGGCUGCCACAGAGGAGGCCGCCACUCUGCCCUCAGCAGACUGGACCUUCAGUGAUUCAGACCUGGCGGCAUAAAUUUAUCCUCAAGGGAACCACAUUUAUAUUCAAAAUAAUCUCACUUGUCACACUCUUCCAACAGAUUUUGUUUUGUUUCGUCCUCUAUUAUAUUGGGUGGCAUUGCAGGGAUUUUUGGAGGAACAUCUCUAUGAGUUUUAUGCGGAUUUAAAAAGCAAAAGGGUUAAUUUAAUAAAAUAACCAGUUAAGGGGACAAAGGAGAAAGCAACCUUUUUCCGAUGCCAUGUAACUCCUCGGGAAGCAUUGG